Phoenix dactylifera (date palm) is the source of this 1118-nucleotide messenger RNA. Its product is annotated as Polynucleotidyl transferase, ribonuclease H-like superfamily protein. The record is from RefSeq and is a predicted model, not a curated record. Lineage: Eukaryota; Viridiplantae; Streptophyta; Magnoliopsida; Arecales; Arecaceae. Gene Ontology annotation, biological process: rRNA 5'-end processing.
AUAAAACUCCCUCUUUUUUUUGCUACAGAGAUGGAAGGCGAAACUGGUAUUAACUAACCCGACCACCAGCUCUCGGUGCAUCUUAUCCCGAUCCCAGCGGCAAAUGCAACAACGGCUGUCAUGGACGCUCGCAAGACCUCCACCUUCGCCCCUCCUCCAUCCCACCACAAGCUUAUCGAGCACGAAGCCUCGGCUUUCUUCCAUUCGAAAGAUUAGGGCUAGGGUUUGGACACCGCCGUCGUGCUCUUCCUCCUCCUCCUCCUCCUCAAAAAAGACUGCCGCGGUGGAACUGGAUGCAGAGCUCCUACCGAACGCGCGACGCCGGAAGAGCGAUCCGAGAUGGUCCGGCGCCGGCUUCAGCCUCGGCGUCGACCUCGGUGCCUCUCGCACCGGCCUCGCCCUCGGCAAGGGCUUCUUCCCUCGCCCCCUCACCGUAUUGGAGCUGCGGGGCCAGAAGCUCGAGCUUCGCCUUCUUGAAAUUGCGGAACGGAAGGAGGUUGAUGAAUUUAUAAUCGGGCUUCCGAAGUCCAGCGAUGGGAAGGAAACGCCGCAGUCAAACAAGGUCCGGAGCAUUGCGGGAAGACUUGCAGUUCGAGCUGCAGAGAGGGGUUGGAGAGUCUACCUGCAGGAUGAACAUGGAACUUCAAUAGAUGCCCUUGAUUUUAUGAUUGAUGUGGGCCUAAAGAGGUCUGCUCGCCAAGGGAAAAUUGAUGCCUAUUCUGCCGUGAUGUUACUUGAGAGAUAUUUCUCAAUGUCAGGGUGCGGAGCUGAACUAGUUGUUCCUAAGCAGUUGGAAUUACAAGAAAAGCUUCGAAAGGGUCCUUGUCAAGACUGAGUUUUAACAGAAAACACCUUCUAUGCUGAACAAGUGAAAAAAAAGGAAAAGAAAAGAAAAGAAAAAGGGCAUCGAUACUUCCAUUGCCGACAUAAGUUCCAGGUUGUGGAAGCUUGCUGUACACAUCUGGUAAUUAGUUCAUCAAAUAAAUUUUGAGACGUGAACUUAUAAUAUGCCUGCAAAUUGCAUCCUUUUCCUUAUAAAAUAGCAAUGCCCAUCGAUAAUUUUUUUUUUCAACAAUGGAUUAUCUAGUAUAUAAUGUGAGCAAAAGUCCUUUCUCCAA